This is a messenger RNA of Oppia nitens, 868 nucleotides long. RefSeq names its product deoxynucleotidyltransferase terminal-interacting protein 2-like. Bases 117 to 788 code for a protein of 223 amino acids. NCBI's taxonomy places the organism in Eukaryota, Metazoa, Arthropoda, Arachnida, Sarcoptiformes, Oppiidae. The record is from RefSeq and is a predicted model, not a curated record. Gene Ontology annotation, molecular function: RNA binding. The transcript has a single exon. Gene Ontology annotation, biological process: RNA processing. Gene Ontology annotation, cellular component: nucleolus.
UGGCUUUAUGAGUGCUAAACCAUUACAAUGUGUAACACAUGUAGUACUUAAUGGCAAACAUUAUAUCAAACAAACAGUUGUUGUCUUCAAUAUMUUAACAAUAAGUCCAUCAAUCGAUGGCCAACAAGAAGUCGGUGUUUGGAAGUGGACUCGAUGUUCAACUUAAAGUACUUCCAUAUAUUUGCAACGACCAGAAACCAGAAGACAUUAUGAAGACAUUGAAUGGAAUGUCUUUGAAGACUUUGGAGACAGAGUUAAGCAAAAAGAGUGUCAUUAAAGCAGGUUUUGAACAGAACUAUACUGUGGAACCAUUUCGUGUCAGUCGAAGAAUGAAAAAGAAGAUGAAUAGACAAGAAAGUGGUAAAACGUUAGGCAAGAAGUGGUUCGAUAUGAAGGUUGCAGAUGURACUGAAGAAGUGAAAAAUGAUUUAUUAGCUCUAAAGUACCGAAAGGGUUGGAAUAGAGACAGAUUCUACAAGAAGAAUGAUAACAAAGCAUUACCAAAGUUCUUCCAAAUGGGAACUGUUAUCGAAUCCAAAGCAGACUUUUAUCAUUCAAGAGUUCCUAAAAAGGAUCGAAAGAAAACACUUGUUGAGGAACUGUUGGUCGACGCGGAGUUCAAGAAGUAUAACAAAAAACGAUAUUCACAGGCUUUGGCUGAAAAUCCAUAUUAUUUGCGAAUGAAAAGACAUAAACAAAAACAACAAUUGAAAGAGAAAACAGAAGACAAAAGACAUGAAAAAAGACAAAAAUUUAAGAAAAACAAUCGAAAAACUACUAAUAAUUAGUUUUUUUAAUUCCRUUCAAAAUUACGAGUCAUUUGUCAUAAAAUUGAAUUUAAAUAAAUAAUUUUUUWWAAUUAUAUUUA